AUGCCCAUGCUCACCGAGGCCGAAAUCGCUCCGUCUGCCAUUGAGGAGGAGCGAAAGAGACUGCGAGAAGCGACACAACACGUUACAGAUAUUGAGAGGCAGAUUGAUGCGCUACAUAGAGAGCUGGCGACGGCGCGCACACGGUGGGAGCAGCUGCGCUUGAGUGUACAAUGGCGAGAACUCAUGGCGGCGGUGAAUGCUGACGAGGACGUGUAUGCCGUGGUGGAGAGGCUGACGGGCGCCUUCGCCGCGUUCCGCGAGUCUCUCGUGGAGCCGGAGAACUACCUACAAGAGCAGAAAGGAGAGGUGCCGAACGAGGAGGACAUCGUGCCAUACAGCGAUACGGACGACUACGCUGACUUUAGCGAAGUGGAGACGGUGGUGGCGGAGCUGCUGGCCACUGUCAAGGAACAGCUAGAGUCACGCACGGCAGCGUCAUGGCCGUCGUCCCGGAACAUCAAUUGCAGCUCCUCGUGUGAGUCCUCAGUGUCCGGUGAAGAUCCCAGUUGCCCUGAUGUUGAGUUGGUGAUGGUGCAGAAAGCGAAGGCUACAGCACGGCGUCAAGCCCUCCUGAAGCUGCUCGUGAUUACGGUACUGGUGGGCCGAGUGGAGCAGUACUGCGGGUUCAAGCUGAUCUCAGAGGCCAGCAACGUGCCGUGGUCGGACGCGGAGGAGAUGCGGGACGGUGUGACUUCGGUUUGGCAGUGGCUCUUCUAUGAGCAGCCAGGGGUGCUCACGGCGGAAGAACGCGCAGAGUGGAAGGACAUUGUCCGCGCCUUUCUUGGGGACAGCUACGCUGCGGCACCUUAG
This is a messenger RNA of Leishmania braziliensis MHOM/BR/75/M2904, 810 nucleotides long. RefSeq lists its product as hypothetical. Bases 1 to 810 code for a protein of 269 amino acids. The transcript has a single exon. Lineage: Eukaryota; Euglenozoa; Kinetoplastea; Trypanosomatida; Trypanosomatidae. The record is from RefSeq and is a predicted model, not a curated record.